AUGGCGACACCAGAAAUACCCCCCUCCAUGAAGGGUUUCGCCCCGUUCGUCACGAAAGCAAAGCAGAUGGAAAAGCAAGACCCUGUGAUAUCCUACUACUGCUACGUCUACAUCGUUCAGCAAGCGUUGGCGAAGGGGCUUACUAAGGGCGUAGAGGGUGCAUAUACAGGUCACAUCAUGGACAUUCUCGAACAGCGGAAAAUGGAACUAGCCGAUAAUGAAGCCGUCGGGGACGAUGUGGUUGGAAAGGUUUACGUGGAGCAGUUUGGGAACAAGAUCUUUGGCAAUGCCGAGAACACGCAGAAUGCUCGAAGAUGCACCAAGGUGACCGCAGAAACAUUUAUGGCAGCUUCUGUCUUCCUGGAGGUACUUCGAGUAUUUGGCGAAUUGGACCCAGAGAUCUCUAAGAAGAUUACCUUUGCCAAAUACAGCGCUGCACGUAUAUUAAAAGCCUUGAAGGCCGACGAAGACCCGAACCCACCAGUAGAGGAAGUCCUUGAAGACGAAGUACCACCAAUGUUCACAGACGUAGCCCCGCCGAAGCCUUAUGAGGUUUCACCCGUGUCCCCAGUUUCUCCACACCCACAGCCUGCUACAGUGGAAGAUGCGGUGGAUGAAGCAGAGAGUCUGGAACGGUCUAUGGCUAGAAUAUCAACGGCAGACCAGUCUCUACAUCCCAGCCGGAUGAUGACACCAAGUAAUGCACCUGGUUUCCCGUCGCCACCAGAGAACCAUCUAGCUUCAAAUUUCUCCGGCAGGACAGAAACCAUGUCGACGGCCGAAACCUUUUCGACCCUUUCUCAGCCUCCUUCAGCUGGAUAUUUCCCUCCGGCGCCAUAUCCUUCCCACGAGACGUCUGUUGCACCACACGGCCUAGAUUUGCCAUCAGCACCUCCUGCAAUCCCGUCAGCAUCCUCGAUUUUCCCAUCCACCCCUCAAUCUUUACCUUCCGCUCCCCAAAACUUACCUUCUACCCCAUCACUCCCGCCGAACUCGCCUCCCGCGCCGCCCGACAACUUCUACUCGGGAGGAGGAGGUACAGGCGUCGGUGUCGGCCUUCCUUCACAACCAGAACCAGGUGUGCCACCCUCUGGGCCUCACUGGCUUGGUCAAGUAUCUCCCCCCAUAGUACCACCUUCGGUAGGCGCUCAAGCCCCCACAAACCAACCUUACUACUAUUCCAGCCCUCCAGUGGCAAACCCCCAUAUUCCACCCCCACCUCCUCAGCAGCAACAAUACAUACAACCACAAGCAUACCAGAGACCUCAGCCGCGAGUUCAACUAGUGGACCCUGAUGAAAAUCCAGCUGCUAUCAAGGAGGCACAUAAAUGUAUUCGGUGGGCGGAUUCGGCGCUAAAUUUUGACGACGUCCCAACCGCAACGAAAGGUGUCGACGAAAUUGGGCAAGUCCACGCGAGUCUAACAAAAUCCAACGCCAGAACCAUGAACCUGAACUUUGACUUUGAGGACGGGAUAUGCCACCCGAUUGCACGAAAAGUCAUGCCGAUAGACCGAUUGCCGCAAGCUCUUUGA
Molecule: messenger RNA, 1533 nt
Organism: Orbilia oligospora ATCC 24927
Lineage: Eukaryota; Fungi; Ascomycota; Orbiliomycetes; Orbiliales; Orbiliaceae
Exons: 4
Coding region: 1-1533 (510 amino acids)
Biological process (GO): late endosome to vacuole transport via multivesicular body sorting pathway
Cellular component (GO): multivesicular body
Source: RefSeq, a predicted model, not a curated record